Molecule: messenger RNA, 2794 nt
Organism: Heteronotia binoei (common prickly gecko)
Lineage: Eukaryota; Metazoa; Chordata; Lepidosauria; Squamata; Gekkonidae
Gene: MKS1
Product: MKS transition zone complex subunit 1
Exons: 18
Coding region: 68-1771 (567 amino acids)
Biological process (GO): cilium assembly
Cellular component (GO): MKS complex
Source: RefSeq, a predicted model, not a curated record
CUCGUGUCCAUGGAAACGUGGCCUAUCUCAGACGCCGCGCUCGUCGUAGGCUCUCCCCAACUACACAAUGGCGCACCCCGGCUGGAAUGAAGACACGGGUGGGGCGGUCUAUCGUUCUCGGGAUCCCAUCUGCAACCUCCGGAUCAGGGUUUGCCUCCAGCGGGUGACUUCCACCAGCCUCCUGCUGCAGCAGCUUCACCAGCCUUCCUGCCAGCCAGGCCAGCAGCUCAUCAGCUUGGCCACUCUUGGCUCUCACAACACAGCAAGUGGGUACCGUCCGAAUGAGGAAGAAGAGGAGGCCGUGAUUGGCUGGCAAGAGAAACUCUUUAGCCAGGGUGUUCUGUCCUGUGUUCAGUUUGAGGUGGAUCUAUACCAGAAUGAGUCUGCUUGCCAGAGCCCACUGGACCGGCAGUACCACCAGGACAUCCUGAAGCUGGAGAGGUCUGGGGGACGGAAGAACUGCCGGAUCUUCACAUACACAGAUCAUGACCGCUUCACCAACAUGGAGGAGCACUGCAAGCAGAUGACCACAUCUGCCCAGGAAGCACCUUCGUACUUGGCAGAGAGGAUGGCCAACGUGAGAAGAAGAAGGCAGGAGCGCAAGCCAAUGGAAGGCAGCGCUUUCAAAUCCCGCAUUAUCACCUGGGAGCCCUCAGAAGAGUUCAUCAAGAACAACCAUGUUAUCAACACCCCCGUGCAGACCAUGUACAUAAUGGCAGACCUGGGACCCCAGGACAAACUCAGCUGCGGCGACUGCGAGCACGUCCUUUGCACAAUCAGGGUGGACAGCAAUGGAGUCAUCACAAUCAAGCCAGAUUUCACAGGCGCAAAAGGGGCUUACCGGAUUGAGCUGGAAGGUGAAAAGCGGGAGCUGUGGAAGUACACUCUGGAGAAUGCCUCAGCUGUAGUGCAGCGGGAGGAAGAGGAGCGAGAGCAGCGCGUCUUCAAGGACUUGUACAGUCGACACAAGGAGUAUCUCCAAGGACUCGUUGGCUCUGACUUUGAGAUGACUCUUCCUGGGUCUCUGCGACUCUUCAUUAACGGUGAAAUUGUUUCAGCCCAGGGCUACGAGUACGACAAUCUCUACGUCCACUUUUUCCUGGAGCUGCCCAGCCGCUGGUCAUGCCCUCCAUCCCAACAGCUGUCUGGAGUGACACAGACCUGUGCCACCAAGGUUGUGGGCAAGGACAGGGUGGCCUUUUUCUGCUUCCCUUUCACUCUGGAGGUGUUCUUUACCCAAGAGGAUGAGUUGGAAGGCUCUCUCCCCCAGUGGCCUGUGCUCUACUUCGAGGUCCUCUCCUUGGAUUUCUGGCAGAGGUAUCGCAUCGAAGGCUACGGGUUUGUGAUGCUGCCAGCAACACCAGGGGUUCAUACCUUGACUGUUUCCACGUGGCGUCCAGUGGAACUGGGCACUGUCUCAGAACUGCGGAGGUUUUUCAUUGGGGGAUCUCCAGAACUUGAAGACUUGACCUACACCAGGGUGCCCAGCACCUUCCAGCAGGGUGACCGUCUGAGCCGAUUUGGCUUCCGCACAGAGACAACAGGCAGCGUCAUUUUCAGGCUGAACUGCCUGCAGCAGUCCAAGGCUUUCCUGGAGUCCAGCUCUAUGAAGAAGCGCAUGCAAAGUGUCCUGGACCGGCUAGGCGGCUUCAGCCAGCAGGGCUCCCUCUAUGGUGUCCUAGAGGCAUUCCAGCGGGCUCGGCGACGGAUGCAGCAAGCCCGAGAGAGUCUCCCCCAGGACUUGAUCAGUACUUCCGCUGCCCAGCUGUGAAUUCCACAUGUGCCAGCCUUUUCACAGGUCCUCACAGAUCUCAGACCCAGGUUGCAACAGACCUCUGUGUCUGGAGGGCACACUUGUCCACUGGCUACAUGAUGUGCUCCUUCCUUGUUGAUGAUCAUGUGGAGGAGCCUGAGUGCAGAAUGCAUCCCAGAGAAACAACCAGUCUUUAUCCAGGUCCUGACAUGGCAAAAAGCAAGAAUUCAUUCUUCACAGAAUGGACAAACUCCUCCUCCUGCUCCCCCUUCCCUCAGAGUGUGGCAUCAGUCACCCCUCAUUUGAAACUUUGACUGCACCUCUGAUAAACCAAAGAAUGAAAUGCCUGUAAAGCACAUGGAUAGAGCUACAUUCUGUGAAUGAGCCUCAAAAAAUCCAGAAUUCCAUCUGGGCCACAGUAAACAUCAGGAAAGUGACUUCCAGCUUGCCAGCAGCUGCAUCUCAAACCUACAGCUACCAAGAAGCCUGCUUGAGACCCUGGACCUUCUCACGUCUGGCAAGUGGGACCCUCACCAGCCUCUUCCUUGUUCUUCAGUCCCAGAGCACUUUUUUGUUGGACUUCAGACUUGAGUGCUUUUUGCUAGGCCUCCUCUCUUUUUUGUUCACCAUCUUGACAUCAAAGCCACCUUCUUCCUGAGGGGUGCUGGACAUCCCUGAUGUUCUGCCAUGUCUGAGCUUCUCUUGGAGGUGGAAUCAGGAUGUUCAUACGUGGACUAGCCUGUAGGCUGAUUGCUUAGCCAAGGGACUGGGUUUAGUGUUUAGAAAAGAGGGCUUAUGUUUUAUAUUUUGCAUACUAGAUGUCUUUUAUUAUUAUUGUGAAGUGGACGAGUCUAUAGCACAGGACAAGGAAUACUUUAAUAUUUUCCCACUAAACGGAUCUGCAGAAGAGUUUGUUCAUAGUAAAAUAAUAGACUGAAAUCGCAAGAAAUCGCCACCCCCUGCAUUCUCCUAAUGCACCCCUUCCUGCCUGUAAGCAGAGUCCCUUCAGCCAUUCCAAGUAAAAUGGCUUUUUUAAAAAAA